Molecule: messenger RNA, 366 nt
Organism: Desarmillaria tabescens
Lineage: Eukaryota; Fungi; Basidiomycota; Agaricomycetes; Agaricales; Physalacriaceae
Exons: 2
Coding region: 34-366 (110 amino acids)
Source: RefSeq, a predicted model, not a curated record
ACCACGGCCCUUCAUUUCUUCUACCUCAAAGCCAUGUCCUACCCCAGUGAGGCGAUAUAUUCUCACAUCGAGACAAUGGACCGUGCACAACGCAGAGAAUACCGUAACCAACUUUUCAACGAAGCCAUACACCUCAAGCUCAAGCGUGAAAUAGAACUCAUUAUGUCCUAUCAACUUAUCCAGAUCAUGCGAUCCGCCCAAGACGAAAUAGCCCAGUCUAAAAGCUAUCGACAGAAGCGAUCUCUUCUUCGCCAACUGGCGGCAACACUCGAGGACUUCAAGCCAGGAAUACGUGAAACGUUUGGUGAAGACUCUGAGGCAUACCAGCAUCUGCUUCUGGAAGAACAACUGCUCUGUCAUCAGUGA